UACUCCAUGCAAGUUCCACCAUAUAUGUGGUUCAUAUUAUAUUAGCCUUAAUAACCACAAUCCAAACUUCAUUUCAAUCCUCUAAAUCACCACCACCAUGUUCAAUCAAGCUUCUACCUCUACACAACAUCAACAAGACGACGAAGAUGACAACGACGAUAUACGUGAAAUUCAUGCUCUAUCACCACAUCCACAACCUCCACAACCACCAAUAAUAUCAUCUCAACAACCUCGACGUGGAGAAUUAGCAUGGGAAACAACUAGCCAUCGAUCAUCAAAUCUUUCGGUAGCUAGUACCGAAUUCACUACUAUGAGUAGAGAAUUUAAUGCCUUAGUAAUUGCGGGAAAUGAUAUUGAUGUUAAUGAACAUAAUGAGCCAAUUAUUAACUUGGAAAGGAUUAGAGAGGAAGAUCAAUUUCAAAGAGAUACUAAUCCAUUGGCUAUUGUGGCUGAUAAUAACCCGAUAAUGGCCUCUCCAACUAGACGUGGCAAUAUUGGUACAAAUAGUCAUAGCCAAAAUGAUGUGACGUCGAUGCAGCGUGUUAAGAAAGAGGAGGUGGAAUCGAAGAUAUCGGCAUGGCAGAAUGCUAAGAUUGCCAAGAUAAAUAAUCGGUUUAAGAGGGAUGAUGCAAUCAUCAAUGGAUGGGAGAGUGAGCAGGUUCAAAAGUCUACUUCUUGGAUGAAAAAAGUUGAGAGGAAACUGGAGGAAAAACGAGCAAAAGCAAUGGAGAAGAUGCAAAAUGAUGUGGCAAAAGCAAAAAGAAAAGCAGAAGAAAGACGAGCAACUGCUGAGGCCAAGAGAGGAACCAAAGUGGCCAGGGUCUUGGAAAUAGCCAACUUGAUGAGAGCCGUUGGUCGGGCUCCUACGAAACGCUCUUUUUUUUAGCCUCUUCAUCCCACACACGCCAAAAAAAAAAAAAAAAAAAAAAAAAAUUAGUCAUCGGUUUAAAUAACAUAUGCAUAUGCGUACUUAUAGUGUUCCAUUAUUUUUCGAUUGAAGGGCACCCAUAAGGACCAGGGGACAAUCUCAAAGUGUAGUACCCUAAAAAUACAAGCCUUGGAGGUGUAUUUAUGUGUGUUUGAUCAAUGCACGAUGAAGAAUACCGUAUUUGAGUGUGUUAGUAUCACUAGAAAGCUUGUGAUCGAGAGAACCUUUUGUACAGUGUUUUUGUUAAAAACUACUUUUUGAAGUAGUUGUCAUAUUGGCACGCUACUAGUCAAGUUGUGUUCGUGACAUUUGUGGUGUAAUUAUGCAGCUUGUAAAUGAAUAAUAUUAGUACUGUAUUAUUUAUGCUUUGUUGAACUUCUACUAA
This is a messenger RNA of Erigeron canadensis, 1313 nucleotides long. RefSeq names its product remorin 4.2-like. NCBI's taxonomy places the organism in Eukaryota, Viridiplantae, Streptophyta, Magnoliopsida, Asterales, Asteraceae. The transcript has 2 exons. The record is from RefSeq and is a predicted model, not a curated record. Bases 98 to 886 code for a protein of 262 amino acids.